Messenger RNA from Clonostachys solani, 1035 nucleotides. Lineage: Eukaryota; Fungi; Ascomycota; Sordariomycetes; Hypocreales; Bionectriaceae. The record is from the annotation of a GenBank genome assembly.
AUGGCUAGCAUCACAACAUCGAGACCCCGCAAUUUUACUGGAUAUGGUGACAAUCCUCCCAAGUUUGCUUGGCCUGGAGGAAAGAAAGUUGCCAUCAAUUUUGCAAUUAAUUACGAAGAAGGAACAGAGCGAAAUCCACUUAUAGGGGAUUCGUCCCGUGAUUCUAGGUCGUGGGUCAAAUGUGUUCUUCCCGACACUGAGCGCGACUUGAUGCAAGAAGGCGAAUACGAGUAUGGAACUCGAACCGGAAUUUGGCGCUUGAUACGCAUCUUCAACGAGUUUCGGGUUCCAUUCAGCGUUUUUGUGUCUUCUGAGGCCUUGUUGGUUAACUCGGAACUUGCCGAGAGGUUGAAGACCGAAAACUGCGACAUGGUCUCACAUGGCACUCGCUCCAUCAGUCGUGUAGGACAGACAGAGGAGACAGAGAGAGAGGAUCUCCGCAAAUCCAUUGACCAGACCUUUCAACUCACGGGAAAGAAGAUUCUUGGCGCUUUCCCCAGGCCGCCUAUUACGGAAAAUUCCCGCCGUAUCAUGGCUGAGGAAGGUUUACUCUAUGAUUCGGCCACUUCCAAUGACGACCGUCCAUACUUUGACCAAGUGUGUGGCAGGCCGAUGCUUGUGCUUCCUUAUGCUCUUGACACAAACGACGCACGCUUCUGGGGCGGGCAGUCCGGGCCAGGCUUUACUGGUUCCACGGACUUUUUCGACUACCUCAAAGACGCCUUUGAUGUUCUCUAUCGUGAGUCGGACGAGAGCGCAACCAUGAUGUCGAUUGGAUUACAUGCCCGGAUCAUGCGUCCAGGACGCGUGGCAUCUUUAAUCCGCUUCCUCGAGUACAUCAAGGCGUUUGAUGGCACCUGGGUAGCUAUGCGGAGUGAUAUAGCUAUGCAUUUUGCGAGGCACUUCGCUCCGGCUAAUACUUGGAAUCUCGACGCUAUUCGAGAAGAGGCUGAGAUACCUAAGCUCUUUUCUCCCGAGAUAUUGAGCCAUGCCACCGUGCGGCCGCCCGUCUUGAGUCUAGAAUGGUCUGGAUAA